AUGACAGAAUUCUUGUGGGCUGUGAAAAGCAAGCAGAACAAGUACACGUUCCCGUUGGAUGUGUUUGUUUUUGGCUCAGCUCCAUCAUCAUCUUCGGAACGAUCUUUUAGCGAACCGAGCCAUACCACUUCGUCCAUCAAACAAGAUGUGGAUCAUACUCGGAGCAAGGACAGCAUGAUACCAACACCAACAACUCCAACGAAUGGUGACUCGAGAACGUUUUCUGCCAUUGAUUUUGUAAACGAAUACCGAUCCCGAGUCGAUUCUCUGGAUACCUUGUUGGAAGAACUUCAAGAAUUUAAAGAGUUUCUGAAAGAGGAAACCAUCUCGAUCAUCCACAAGGAAUAUAGUUCCUUCAUUGAGUUUUCUCGGAAAUUAAACACCAUUACCAUUGAUCAGAUGAACUCUUCCAUGCCUACUCUCAUUCAUCAAAUGAAAGAAUUUGAAAAUUUUAUUUACAAUUUAAUCAGUAAAUGCGAGAAAGAGUUACAUAGCAAGAAGAGAGCCUCUCAGAAGGAAUUUAUAUCAAAAAAGCUUUUAGAGAUUUUUACCUUGCUGAAAAGCAAUUUAAUACCUAAAUUGCAAUUGGAAGCAGAAAAGCAAUCAGUGGCCAAUCAUGAAUUCUCAGAAGAUGAUUUAAUAUUUUCCAGCAUGGCUGAUCAUGUCAAACAAUGCUCCGAAUCAAUGAAACAAAUAGAAGUAAUACUCUUAGAGCUUUCCGAGGAAAAUAUUUCUGAAAACAUUCUUGAAAAACAACACAUGGCUGCUCUUUUCGAAUUCUACGAGAAAGUAGAUGUAGCGCUCAAACAGACUGAACAGUUAUUCUUGGACCAAGUGUGUUCUACAUUUAUUUUCUUCAUCAAAAUUAAUAGCAAGACCCUUGCAAGAAGCAAUUACAACAUCUCAUUGCUCAAAAUUUUGGAUUGCAUGGAAGGCUGCUAUUUAUUUAACAAUAAGAGAUUACUAGAGCAGUGUUUAGAGCAGGAAUUGAUAAAUCCAUUGCUGGAUACUAUAGCAAGCAAGGAAAAUUUACUUCAAUGUAAGAAUAACCCAGAGCAGCAUGUAAAAGUGUUACUCUACGAUAAUAUUCUACAACAAGUUGGAAAUGCAAUAGAUCCUCUUUUGGAUAUACUAUUUUCUUUGGAAAGAAAAUCUAACAUUGAAGAGUUGAUACAAACUGGUUACACCGAUGCAGGUAUUGACACAGGGCCAUAUAUUCGUAAAAUUGUUACAUCCUUCAAAUUUAUCACUGCAAGCGUUUUUCAACCCAUCUCUAACCGGCUUCAGUCAGAUCCAUGUAAAUUUCUGUACGAGUAUAGAAAUGUGAAAACCUUCCAUUUCAUGUUCCAAGGACAAAAGCGAUUUAUUAAUGAGUUUAAACAGAAGUUUGUUCCAAAGCACGAAACAAAUACUUUCACUACUGCUGUGAAGACUCUACUGCUGAAGAAAUGGCAAACAAAAAUUUACUUUGCAUUGGUAAAACAACAGGUAGUGAAGGAUUUUGAAUCAAUCAUUUCACAAAAAGCAACAUCUUCCUCAAAGGACAAUAUCAAUAGUGAAUCCAUAUUUACAGCUAUUACUGAUAAGCUGGUUGAUUUAAUUUUAAACACAAUUUUCAAUCCUGAUACAACAUUCUUGGACGAGAUGAGCGAAGAUUUUAUUUUACUAUUUAUUCAGUUAAUAUCGAGGUAUAGAAAAUGGUUAUUGGAACAGCUCAUUCCAUCGAUGAUUCAAACUUCCAAGAACACAACACAAGAAGAUGAAUUGCUGUCACGGCUGUGUACUUUGGCUAAAAGACUGGUGGGUGUUGUCGAUCGACUCUCUGGAUCUAUUAGAAUGGAUAUUUUUUCAUCUACCCGUACUCCACAAAUUAAGGAAUUACUCUAUAACUCUCUUUCUGAAAGAAUUGGAAUUACUGAAGAAACAGAAAAAUUUUCACCUGUGUUCUCGUCCUUGAUUGAAAACAUUGUCAAUAUUUUGAAAGAUAAGAGUAUUCAAAUUAUUGCGUCCAGAUUAACUCAAAGUUAUAACUUUACCACUGUAACUGGGGCAAACAAUUCUGCUUCGCCAUUCACACAGGAGAUUUUCAAAAAACUAAUCCAGUUCCAGAAUCAAGAUUUUGCAAAAACCAACAAAGUAUUUUUGAAGAGAAUAUUACAUCAGGUAGUCUAUGACACUUGCAAUCAAUACAAGAUUGAGUGUAUGAAGAUAGUAGAGUCAAACAAAAAGACACAACAGUCUAUUGAUCGUUUUUCUAAAAAUAAGGUUAACAAGGUGGCCUCAAUUAUCGAUCAAAUUAUUAGAGAUUGCAACAAACUGGAAGAAAUAAUCAAGGAUCAACUGUUUUUGGAUGUGAAAGAGCCAAUGGAGCCGUUGGAACAGCUUAGAUCUACCUUAAACAAUUCAGAAUAA
Naegleria lovaniensis is the source of this 2412-nucleotide messenger RNA. RefSeq lists its product as uncharacterized. The transcript has a single exon. Gene Ontology annotation, biological process: protein transport; intra-Golgi vesicle-mediated transport; Golgi organization. The record is from RefSeq and is a predicted model, not a curated record. Gene Ontology annotation, cellular component: membrane; COG complex. Lineage: Eukaryota; Heterolobosea; Eutetramitea; Acrasida; Naegleriidae. Bases 1 to 2412 code for a protein of 803 amino acids.